This is a messenger RNA of Tribolium castaneum (red flour beetle), 1822 nucleotides long. RefSeq names its product zinc finger protein 732. Gene Ontology annotation, cellular component: nucleus. The transcript is spliced from 7 exons. The record is from RefSeq and is a predicted model, not a curated record. Gene Ontology annotation, molecular function: DNA-binding transcription factor activity, RNA polymerase II-specific; zinc ion binding; RNA polymerase II transcription regulatory region sequence-specific DNA binding. Gene Ontology annotation, biological process: regulation of transcription by RNA polymerase II. The coding region runs from base 179 to 1774 and encodes 531 amino acids. NCBI's taxonomy places the organism in Eukaryota, Metazoa, Arthropoda, Insecta, Coleoptera, Tenebrionidae.
CGGUUAUUCUUUCACAUGUCACAUUUGCUCCCAGGUUGGUGAACAGCUGUCUUUUGAUUUUGAAAAGUAUUUAUGUUGGGCGGGUUCCGUGUGUUUGUUUAAUAACUAAAUGUUCUACAUUCGGGGUUAUUAAAAAUCAAGCAAGAAACGCUCAUUUUAAAAUUGGUGUGCUUUCAUUAUGGGGAAGAGAACAUGUUUUCUUUGUCGUGUAGAAACAAAACCUUUGUUCGAAUUUCCAUCCGAUUUCGAAACACGCGCAAAAUGGUUUAAAGCUAUUGAACACCUCUGUGAUACCUCAACAAUAACAGAUUAUUCAAAAUUAUGUUUCAAUCAUUUUGAAGAAAGUUGUUUCAGGAGAGGUGAGACGAGAGCUUUUCUAAUUAGGAAAGCCGUUCCCACAAUUUUUGAUGGACCAAACAUGCCUUGGCACCAUGACAAUAUUGACAUGAUAAAAUGUUGCAGAGAAACAGACAAAAUUUGUCAGGAUUCUGAGAAAGAUCCAAGUUCCGUGGAACCCGUUUUUUUGAAAACAAACGAAUUAUUGGACCUGCAAGGAGAUCAAGAUGAAAACGAUAGCACACUUUCAAAUGAUUUUCUAGAAAAGCCUUAUUUCAGAUCAGUCAAAACUUUUAUGCAAGGUUCUCGGGCAGUUUCCGAUGUAUGUCGGAUUUGUUUCCGUUCUUCGAGUAACGAAGAUGCUAUCAAAUUGUAUGAAAAAACAUUGAAGCAUGAUGUCGCUUAUAUCGAAAAUAUGUUAAAGUCAGUGCUACCUAAUCUAGACCUGAAUGUUUAUGCCCAUAACACGAUUUGUGCAAGGUGUUUCGAGUUUUUAGAUUACAGUUAUCGUUUGAAAAACGACUGGUUAUUGACGGAACAAAAAUUACAAAAAAUACUAAAAACAAAGAGACGAAAAUUGAAUUGUAUGGUAGACGUAGUUAUUCUAAUGGAAGAUGAAGAGCAAAACGUUGCAAAUGUUGCUCAUGAUCACUCUUACGAUCUAAAAGUUGAGAAUCAAAUGCAAUCUGAAAAAGACAUAAUUGAAGAGGACAUAAUUUCCGAGGAUGAAAAAUCAACAAAAAAAGAAGGGAAACGAUUAAGAAAAAAAGAAGGGAAACAUUCAUCGUGGGGUUUAGGCCCUUACAUGUGUGAAAUCUGCGGUUGUACAUACACACAUCUGAAAUCAUUUCAACGGCAUAUCAGGACUCAAAAAUGCCAAAAUGUUGUAAAAGAAAAAUUACCUCCUAAAGAAAAAUCAAGGGUUAUGUGUGAACAGUGCGGUCAUUUAUCACGCGAUAUUCAGUGUCUCAACAAACAUUUACAAACACAUGGAGAACAUGUUUGUGUCUUGUGUAAAAAACACUUCGCGAAUAAGCCUUUACUGCUUAGACAUAUUUCUAUAACUCAUGUGGGAGUGUUGAAUUGGCAGUGUCACUUCUGUGGGAAAAGAUUUGCUUCGCGUAAAGUUUUGAAUGAACAUAUGUUAUAUCAUAACCCAAAGAUUCCUUGUGAAACAUGUGGCAAAAAAUUUGCCACACGUGUUGUCAUGAAGAUACAUGCUCGCACACACCUUAAAAAGGUAUUCAAUUGCCAGCAGUGUGAAAAAAUAUUCAAGUACAAAAUCUCACUGGAUAACCAUAUGAAGACGUUCCAUAAAACACAACGAAACGUUGUUUGCGAAUUUUGUGGUAAAGAAUAUACUAAGAAGGUUGAAUUAAGGAAACACAAGUUAUGGAUUCAUGGUUACAUUGACCAGAAAAGUGGGAAAACAAGUUAAUAGUUUUGUGCAUAUUAAUAAAAAAAAAUAAAAAACACAAGCAAAGAG